This is a messenger RNA of Pristis pectinata (smalltooth sawfish), 1966 nucleotides long. It is a transcript of the gene pabir2, whose product is annotated as PABIR family member 2. The transcript is spliced from 11 exons. Gene Ontology annotation, molecular function: protein serine/threonine phosphatase inhibitor activity. The record is from RefSeq and is a predicted model, not a curated record. Lineage: Eukaryota; Metazoa; Chordata; Chondrichthyes; Rhinopristiformes; Pristidae. Bases 398 to 1096 code for a protein of 232 amino acids.
CCGAGCGCUGUGAUUGGCUGGUGCGGCGGCGAGUCGGGGCGGACGCGGCGGCAGCGGGAGCCGGGCCAGGGAUGUGGGCGAGGCCGAGGCCCAGGCCCCAGGUGUGUGAGUUAGGCCUCGGCUGCGGAGCCCGGGCCUCGGCUGGAGCGGCGCUGCCCCGGGCCGGGCCCCGGCCAUGGCCCACGAGAGGAUGGAGCUGGAGCUGCCCGACCCGCCGGCCCCGAGCGACGGCGGCCUGCGGCGCUCCAACAGCGCGCCGAUGAUCAGCGGCCUGAGGGGACGAGCCAAGUGGAUCACCUGCCAGUGGGAGAACAUAUGAGGAGCACUGAUCAUAAGUGACAACUCUCAGAUUUUUCAACCAGAUGCUCUGCGCAACCGGAGGAACAGCACCACGGUGAUGAACAGACAUAGUCAGAUUGUCCCUUCAUCACCAGUUCGUAUCCCUAGCAGCCGGCUGCAUCAGAUCAAACAGGAAGAAGGAAUGGAUCUCAUGAACAGAGAGACAGCUCACGAGAGGGGAGUGCAGGCAGCAAUGCAGAUGAGUGUUUCAUGGGAAGAAAGCUUGAACCUGAGUGACAAUGACCUGGAUAAAUCUGCCUCACCAAAGCGCAUUGACUUCAUUCCAGUCUCACCAGCUCCUUCACCAACCAGAGGCAUCGGCAAGCAAUGCUUCUCACCUUCCCUGCAGAUUUUUGUCAGUAGUAAUGGGCUCCCUCCAAGUCCAAACCCCAGCCCGACACGCAGGUUUGCCACUAGGAGAAGUCAGAGCCCCAUCAACUGCAUCAGGCCCAGUGUGCUGGGGCCUUUGAAACGAAAAGGUGAGAUGGAUGCUGAAAGCCAACCAAAGCGACUUUUCCAGGGAACUGCUACCAUGCUGCCAUCUGAUACUUCCCAUUCACCAGAACACGGCUCCUGUCCGGUGCAGAGUGGCGAAAUGUUCCUCAGUCUCUCCACAGACUGUCUGGAUGACAACAUCAGCAAUGGUAACUCAGGCCAAGAUUCACUGGCAAAGUCCAGUGCAGUGAGAGUGACUCCAGUGGCAACAUCCGAUUCCUGCUUGACUUUCACUACAGAUCCUGAACGUUCACCAAAGUGACAUUGUGUUUCCUGAUGGAACGUUUGAAUCAGAGAGUUUGGGGAGAGAACGCAUCUGUAGUAAUAUGGUGUCACAUGUGCAGUGCCAUUAAUAUGUCAUUGUGUAGCGGGGUCUCCAUGUAAAGAACUGAUUGUAGGAAUUCUGAGAAAUAUUUUCUCCUUUUUUAAGUUUUUUUUUCUCCCUGAAGUUGCUCAUUUACUUUUUACUUCAGAACUUAGGAUCAGAGAGACUGAAAGGUCUCUCCAAAGUCCAGCCAGAAUUGUAUAUUCUGACGUAACAUUCACAGGGUGGAUUCUAAGUACAACACCAGGUUGCUGUCUUUUCAUUUGCUUGCAACCUCUCUUUUUUUAUGAAUAGCACUAAAUGUAAAGGGUUUUGACUUGAAUUUAUUUUUAAGCCAUUGUUGACUAGAUUUCUGUGCUUUUCUUAAAUGAGCACAGUUGUUAAGGGCAGGAGUUGCAGCCUUUAUAUAUUUACAGUGGUGGGAGGGUUGGGAGUGGGAAUUGAAGGCAUCUGAGUUCCAUUUGUUCUUUUGUACAGACCUGGUUACUUUAGUUGUGUUUCUCUAUUGAAUGUUGCAAAAGCACCUUUUGCAGAGAGUCAGGCACCUCCUGUGUAUUCUGGCUCCUGCGGAGUGUUCAUAGCUGCCCUAUUAACAAAGAUGUGCAUAGUGUAACAUACCAGAGGUGAGACAUGAUCAGCCUAAUUUAAUAUUGUGCUUCACAGCUAUCCAAGCCACCAGUAAUCCAUAUUACUUGGUAUGUGUAUAAUUCACAGAUCCUUUAAACAGUUUACAUGCUUCUGGUGACAUAAAUUAUUAGUUUAUUGAGCUACUAUAUGUGGGUUCACCAUAAAAAUGAUUUAAAGCAA